AUAGAUACACUACCUGAAGUAGAGUUCAUACAGUCGAUAUCCGAUGCCGUUAGCCACCGAUGCGCGCUUUGUGACAAAGAAUUCACAUCUAUCUUUCAGCUUAAGCAUCAUCAAUGGAACCAUCCUUACAUAUGUGAUUUGUGCGGAAGAGAAUUCCGUGAGUUCGCUCUUAUCAGAGAUCAUAUGCAAUAUCACAGGUAAAAAUCUCUCAAAUGUGACGUUUGUGAGAAAGCAUUUCCCACACUUAAUCGACUCAAUCAACACAAGAAAAUUCACAUUGGUAAACCAUACCGUAGCAACCCAACACCUUACCUAUGUGAUUUGUGUGGAAGAAGAUAUCGCAAGCUGAGUCAGAUCAGAGUCCACAUGAAAUAUCACAAGGAAAAACCUCACAAAUGUGACGUGUGUGAGAAAGCAUUUUUCACAGCAGGCCAACUCAAAAACCACGAGCAACUUUAUUCGAGUGAUAUACCAUACAAAUGUAAAUUAUGUGAAAAGUCAUUUCACAUGCGCAGUCAGCUAAAAAGGCACACGUCUAUUCACUUGAGCGAAAAAUAUUUCAAUUGUAAUGUGUGUCGAAAAGUAUUUGCUAUGUCCUGGAACUUCGCGAUCCACAAUGGAAUAGACAUGAACACGAACGAACUUUCUGCGUGUAGCAAACACGAAUCUCUUCACAUAGUUAGUACAGUAUGUACUAUAUGUGGAAAGGAAUAUCGCACGCUUAAAGAGCUUAAAGUACAUAAGACAGUUCACAAUAUAGCAUCUCACAAAUGUGACGUAUGUGAGAAAGCAUUUAGAACAAUUGGUAAACUCAAUGCACAUAAGAAAAUUCACUCGGAUGAAAAACCAUAUGUAUGUGAAUCGUGUGGAAAGGGAUUCAGCACGAAAAGCUAUCUCACAGCUCACAUGCUUGUUCACUCCAAUGAAAAACCUUUCAAGUGCGAAGUGUGUGGAAAAUGCUAUCGUCAACGCUAUCACCUCAAAUCACACGAGCUUGUGCACACGGAUCCUACUAAGUACAAAUGUGAAGAGUGUGGUAAAGAAUUUAAAUUUUUGCAAACUUUAAAACUCCACUGGACUAUUCACACAAACGAAAAACCGCACAAAUGUGAAGUGUGCGGAAAAGGAUUCAGUCGCAAUGAAACCUUCCAAAAUCAUAUGUACAUCCACACCAAUCAAAAACCGCACAAAUGUGAAGUGUGUGGUAAAGCCUUUCGCCUCAAAAGUGUCCUUCAAAAUCAUAUGCAUUUGCACACAUAUCAAGAACCGCACACAUGUGAAGUGUGUGGAAAGGAUUUUCGUGUAGGGAAAUACCUCAAAGUGCAUAUGUUUACUCACGCUAGCGAAAAACCGCACGAAUGUGAAGUGUGUGGAAAAAUAUUUCGUAAAAAGAGAACCCUCCAAGCCCAUAUGUAUGGUCACACAAACGAAAGAACGUACAAAUGUGAAGUGUGUGAAAAAAUAUUUCGCGGGAAAGGUAUUCUCAAAUUACAUAUGACUGUUCACUCAAACGAAAAGCCGCACAAAUGUGAAGUGUGUGGAAAAGAAUUUGCUUAUAGCUCUUCCCUCAGCCGUCACAAAUCAGUUCACUCGAAGUAAAGUAAAUGUCACAUGUGUUAAUCGAACUAUGCAGCUGAAGAUAUUUAUUAAUGGUCGUGUGCUACAAUAGAAAUGUCAAAAAAUUACGCAGGUAAUCUGUCGAAGCGAGCAAAAUCUCCCGUGAAAGGGUUUUGUUAUCCAAAGCUUUUUUGAGACGCUGCAUAUGGUUUAAUUUAUAAAUUUAAGGUAGCUAUUUAAAAUCAUUGUCCAAGACAAAAUUCAACUCGUUUCAUGAUGUUGCAAUGGUUUAGGAAGCUCGUGCUCAAUAAAAUAACAAAAUUACAAGCACCCGUAACGCAUAAAGAGUUGCACAAUUUAUGAUUAUGUUGUUCUUGCCAUUCCACUUAACGUUCGUUGGUCUGAUGAAAUCCGUAUACGUCAGUCUACGCCAUCCGUGCAGUUGUACUGUUAAAGUGUUGACAGCGUUGUUAAAGUCUUUGCAGAUUUUGCUAUUCGACCGUCGUAGUGUAUGCAACAGUCGUUUGUGUUCAGUUUUUUCGCGUUGACUAGCAGCCCAGUCAAAAAGAUGGGUGGGUAAUGUCUAGGACAUAACCGGAGUGUCGUGACUACUCGUUUGACUUGUAAUUCAAAUCGAAUGAUACUCAAUGAAAUAUGUGGGAAUGUUUCAAGUUAUCCUUCAUAAUAAUU
Topomyia yanbarensis is the source of this 2247-nucleotide messenger RNA. Its product is annotated as zinc finger protein 728-like. Gene Ontology annotation, cellular component: nucleus. The coding region runs from base 367 to 1599 and encodes 410 amino acids. The record is from RefSeq and is a predicted model, not a curated record. Lineage: Eukaryota; Metazoa; Arthropoda; Insecta; Diptera; Culicidae. Gene Ontology annotation, biological process: regulation of transcription by RNA polymerase II. The transcript has a single exon. Gene Ontology annotation, molecular function: DNA-binding transcription factor activity, RNA polymerase II-specific; RNA polymerase II transcription regulatory region sequence-specific DNA binding.